UUUCACCCCCCCCCCCCCCCCCCCCCCCCCCUGCUGCAAGGAGGGAAUACCAGCGAAGGACGGCUCGCCCGCAUUAUAACCAACCAACCUUCCCUCUUUUUUCUUUUUUCUUUUUUUUUUGAGGCAGAAAGAAGGGGAGGUGCCGACUUGGACGAUGGAACGAAUCUUGGGACUCUGGAUGGUGGUGGGGGCACGCUUGCUCCGUAUUCCCGCGGCAUCGGCGUUCCAAGACUCGGAUCGAUCGCCGUACUGGGAGGCUGAAGUCUCCUAUUUGACGAUGCUUGGGAUCCCGUUUUCGGUGGCCAACGCCGCCGAAGUGAGCAUAGAUCCGAGCUGGAAAGGACGGGACCCGGGUGACCAGAUGUUCUCAGUUGAAUGGAAACCAACGUCCCCCGGCCCCCCUUGCUGUAUUUAUGUUUUGUAGGAAUAAUUGAAACGAGCCUCGGGCGUCGUUGCCUCAACAACCCCACCCGCC
Molecule: messenger RNA, 475 nt
Organism: Phialemonium atrogriseum
Lineage: Eukaryota; Fungi; Ascomycota; Sordariomycetes; Cephalothecales; Cephalothecaceae
Exons: 1
Coding region: 155-424 (89 amino acids)
Source: RefSeq, a predicted model, not a curated record